GGUAAACCGCCGCAGCCAGUAGCAACACCAAGCGAUCAGGUCGUUAAAAUCGGUGAACCAGCACGGUUCCACUGCGAGCCAAAUAGUGACACGCCAGCGAGGGUCAGUUGGGGAUACGAAACUGCUGAUGGACCUUUGCGCGGCGAUGUUGUACCGGAAGGGGACGAUUUGCUGAUCAGCAGAGCAGACGAAUCGAACGCCGGUGAUUAUGUAUGUACUGCGACCAACGAAUAUGGAACUGGAGAAGCGGAGCCUGUUCGACUUCAUGUCACUGAAAAAGAAGUGCUACCGACAGCUCGAGUAGUACCGCGGGUGUGGAAUGGACAGCCAGGCGAAAAGCAUCAGUUCCAAUGCAUUACAACAGGAUCACCAGAACCUACAAUUGUUUGGACCGGGCCAGAUGGUGAAACAUUGCCUGACGAUGUAAAUGAUAUCGGAGGUGGAUUUUUGGAUUUCCAGAAUGCUCGAACCGAUAUGAACGGUGAUUACACGUGCACAGCAACGAAUAUAGUGGGCGAGGCUAGCGAUCACGGAUCCGUAAAUAUUGGACCAUCACUCACAGUACGAACAACUCCACCCGGACCACGAAUCGUACUCACUGCAGGUGAACCAUUGGAAGUAAAAUGCGAAGCAUUCGGCGAACCGGAACCGGAAGUCGAAUGGCUACAGUAAGU
Messenger RNA from Gongylonema pulchrum, 674 nucleotides. NCBI's taxonomy places the organism in Eukaryota, Metazoa, Nematoda, Chromadorea, Rhabditida, Gongylonematidae. The record is from the annotation of a GenBank genome assembly.